AUGCAAAAGGGAGACGGGGUUGUGCUGUUUUCUUUCGGCUCGGUCGCUGCUGCACAUAAAAUGCCUGAAGAAUGGAAAACGAUCUUCCUGGAAACGUUCAAGGAACUUUCCAACUACCAGUUUCUGGUGCGAUAUGAUAGUGACGAUCUGAAAGGUAAUCUCUCAGAAAAUGUACAUCUGUUUCAAUGGCUUCCACAGUCUGACAUUCUUCAACAUCCUAACACUAAGGCAUUCAUCACUCAUGGUGGAUACAAUAGUGUACAAGAAGCAAUUUCGCUGGGCGGUGUGCCUUUGAUAUCGAUUCCACUUUUUGGAGAUCAACCAAAGAAUGCUCGUUUGGCUGAGCACCAUGGAUUCGGACUCGUCCUUAACAGGGCUGAACUCAGCGUAUCCACACUCACGAAAGCAAUCCAUGAGGUGGUCCAGAAUUCAAAAUACAAGAAUAGCGCCAGACGAUUGUCGCAAAUGAUUGAACGUCAGCCGAUCAGUCCCGUGCAGCUUCUGGUGAGAUGGUCUGAAUUCGUUGCCGAAUUCAAAACGCUUGAAAACCUCGAGCCAGCAGGAAACAAACUGAACUUCUUCCAGUAUCACUCUUUAGAUGUGAUCGCAUUCUUAACAUCCAUUCUGGCUGUGAUUUUACUACUGGUUGUCAAAGUGGCCAUUUUAUUUUGGAGAUUUGUAUCCUCAAGAAUCUCAAAAAUAAGAAAGCAUAAAGUGGCAUAG
Ostertagia ostertagi is the source of this 723-nucleotide messenger RNA. The record is from the annotation of a GenBank genome assembly. NCBI's taxonomy places the organism in Eukaryota, Metazoa, Nematoda, Chromadorea, Rhabditida, Trichostrongylidae.